UCGCACACGUAGUGGGCUGGUGGGUAAUUAAUGGUCUUUAGAAGGGCCCAUGUGACACUGCAGAUUUCCUGCGUCGCUAGACCAUUCAUCCCCUUCUUGCGGCAGCUCGGCGUGCGACGGAAUCGCCAUGGAUGGGCUUUGAGGAUGCCGAAUCAGGAUUGAUUCCUAGAGUUGAUGCCAGGGAUCUCUUAGGAGGAGAUAUCGUUGUUGUGGAGUCAGUCGUUGCUUCUAUCCAUGAAGCUCGCGUGGACUGCGAAGAUUUGAUUUCCUCUGAGCACACAACUGGCUCUAUGUAUGGUGAGCAUCCUGGCGCAGGGAGGCGCCUUUUGGAUGCAAUGCUGGGGGAAGAGGAAGCUGGCUCAUACAAUGGUGCUAGCGAGAUUGUUGCCGAUUCAAACGAUAGGCCACCUGAAGAUAUUAGCGAUGCAGCCGUUCAGAGAGGAUGGAGAUGCAGAGGGCGUGUUCGUCUCCAACUCAAAAGGCUCCUGCUGGACUCGAAGUGAGUUAUCCAUGAUGGUGUUCGGGUGUGCUUGGAAUAUCUGUUUUUAGAAUGUCCACCAAGAAAUAGUAUGUUUUUCCAAUGGAGCUCACAGAAUGCAUGUCCAACAUGUUGAAAAAACGGCAGGAUUAGGAUUGGUAAGGCGGCAGAUGAGAGGGAAAUCAAUCCAAGCAGGGUUCCUGCACUCGAGGCUUCAAGACGUGCUUAUGCAGAUAAAAAAGUUGAUGUUGUUGUUAAUCUGGCAUUGAGGAUAAGUUUUGAUUCGGCCGAAGAUCCUGAGUUCAAAUAUAGUGUUCAAAGUCGAUGAUGAAGGUCGAGUGAUAACUCUGAUGUGGACAACAGGAUGAAGCAUUGAGCAGUUUAAGUGCUUUGGUGAUGUUGUCACCUUCGAUACCACAUACAAAACUAAUAUCUAUGACAUGCCAUUCAGGCUUUUUGUUGGUGUCAACAAUCACUUUCAGAGUAUUAUUUUUGGCGCUGUGCUGAUGAGUGACGUGAAAGUCUGCACUUUCAAGUGGAUUUUCACUGAGUUCUUUCCAAUGAUAUGUGCGCCCCAACCGUGCACAAUCCUAGUAACCUAUCAUUUGUAGAAAAUUUUAUUAACUUAUUUCUGUUGAAUAUAUCGAUUUUUCUUAUCAUAAUUUGUCUCCUCCCAGUUACUUAUGAUGAUCGUAUGAUAGAAAUGCAGGGAGUGUGCGGUUCUAACUCAUAACUUGCCUAUUGAGAUUCAUGCUUC
Triticum urartu is the source of this 1235-nucleotide messenger RNA. RefSeq lists its product as uncharacterized. NCBI's taxonomy places the organism in Eukaryota, Viridiplantae, Streptophyta, Magnoliopsida, Poales, Poaceae. The record is from RefSeq and is a predicted model, not a curated record.